AUGGAAUUGACUGCACCAGAAACAGAUGAUGAUACAUCGCUCUUUUCGUUGGCACUCGCGCUGAUUACGCUGAGCCCGAUUUUACUCAUGGCAUCGUACGCGGCGCUGGCAGUGCAGACAAGGGAGUUUCUCAUCAUCACGAUGUGGAUUGGCCAAGUUGCUUGUGAGCUGUUGAAUUGGGUUAUUAAGCGGAUUAUCAAGGAGGAAAGGCCUAUUGGAAACGGAUAUGGGUUCCCGUCGUCUCAUAGCCAAUAUAUGGCUUAUUUUGCUACUUUCUUGAUUUGCCAUCUUUAUGUCAGGCAUAGGUUUUCGUCUGCGGGGUAUCCCCUGUUAGAUGGCCUGUGGCGUGUGGUGGUUUAUACUGGGGUGUUAGCUUGGGCUGGGCUCGUUGCGUAUUCACGGUAUUAUCUUGGAUACCACAACGCGCGCCAAAUCAUCUGGGGGCUGAGUAUCGGUUCUUUCCUUGGUUUGGCGCUGUACGUUGUAUCAGAGCUUGUUCCACGGUGUUGGCCGUCUUCGUAUUUGGGGCGAACGAAGAUUUGGUUGUUGAGUAAUCCGGUGUCGACGUGGUUGGAGAUACGGGAUGGGUGGGCAGUGUGGCCGGAUGCAGGGCGGGAGAGUGAGUGGGUGAGGUGGAGGAAGAGGUGGGAGGAGGAGAGGAGGGGGAGGGAGGCGAAACGGACGCAGUGA
This is a messenger RNA of Laccaria bicolor S238N-H82, 690 nucleotides long. RefSeq lists its product as uncharacterized. Gene Ontology annotation, molecular function: sphingosine-1-phosphate phosphatase activity. Lineage: Eukaryota; Fungi; Basidiomycota; Agaricomycetes; Agaricales; Hydnangiaceae. Bases 1 to 690 code for a protein of 229 amino acids. The record is from RefSeq and is a predicted model, not a curated record. The transcript has 4 exons.